Molecule: messenger RNA, 916 nt
Organism: Cantharellus anzutake
Lineage: Eukaryota; Fungi; Basidiomycota; Agaricomycetes; Cantharellales; Hydnaceae
Exons: 1
Coding region: 217-576 (119 amino acids)
Source: RefSeq, a predicted model, not a curated record
AGUGAGGCACAUCCCCACUGGUCGACUAAUACAAUUAAUAGAAGGGAAGGAGGUACGCCUUCUUCAGAAAUUGGCUAAAGGGGAUGGACCGACCCUAGUUGCGAGAAGAGGAGGGAAGGACGAUGAUUUCGGUUUAUCUGAUGAGUUGAUUGAGAUCGUGGAAACUUCAGCCUUGUCCGAUCAAACGUGGAACGAGUCGGAUCUCAUGUGGGAGGAAUGGGAAACGUGAUGCACCAUACGUUCGCGCGUAUGUACAUUGUGGUAUGGCUUUGCGGUGUGGUAACAACAGGAGUUAAAGGUUACUUGCCGUUUGUUAUCCAAGCUCUGGCCGACCUUUCAUACGUCCGGUCCAGCUCAGUUAUUGGCAUUACAAGCAUGGCGAAGGACCUUACAGGGUUGAAUUGGUCAUAUCUACUUGUGCGCAACUCUCCCCAGCAAUUCCGCGGCCCAUCCUUGUACCCCGAUGACCCGUUGACUCAUUGUCGACGUCUUCAAAAGUUGCUUCAGGUUGGCUGUGCGUCACCAGAGUACGCAAGCCAUCUUCAUCCGCAGUACCCUCUGAAUUUAUUGUCUUGAUUCCUCAUUGAAAGGAAUUAAACGUCAUUUUUUAAUUCGUGGAAAGCCUUGUCAGAACAAUCAUUGGCGAACAGUGAUGUUUCCUAAGAUGAGGACCAAGAGCACAAAAUACCUUCAGUUAGAGGCGAGAAGUAGCUUCACAAGCUGUCUGAUCGAGGGAGCAUUGCGGGCAAGGCGUGGCAUUUCCCAGUUCAUUGUAUGUAUUGCUCCGUUUUAGGGGGGGCAGGCAUCCCCGUCGGGAUCCGUUAUUCCGAUCACUCUACUGUCUUCGACGUCAGAGCGGCGCCUGUUCCAUCGGCGUUACGUUUGCAAGGCAGUGCGGCGAUCUGCAACAACUCGA